This is a messenger RNA of Suillus discolor, 1947 nucleotides long. RefSeq lists its product as uncharacterized. The record is from RefSeq and is a predicted model, not a curated record. The transcript has 10 exons. Bases 1 to 1947 code for a protein of 648 amino acids. NCBI's taxonomy places the organism in Eukaryota, Fungi, Basidiomycota, Agaricomycetes, Boletales, Suillaceae.
AUGAGGAAAAAAUUCCAGUUGGCUUUGAUGUGCUCGUCCUGUAGCCUUCGAGACUUGAACGCUGUGUUUGAAGAACAAUGCAGAAGUGCCAUAGCUACUGCCAAACCUCAGCCAUUCCCAAAUUUCAGCCAUUUCCGGCAGUGUCACAAUAUGGCGCUGCAUGUCCCAUUGACUUCUGUCAAGUUCUACACACAUCCACACAAUGUUGUUUUCGUCAUCACUAGGUCUGUGCGUGAUUCGGUCAGCCAAAUUAAAUGUGGGGAAGCAGAUGACCAGGCAGUUGUUGAUCAGGCGCAUGACAUUGCGCAGCAGGUGUCUACAGCUCUGCAGCAGCACAGCAGGGCUUGUUCGGUCAUAUCGCUGUUUCUUCUUUCGGUGGCCACUGAGGUCCGGGCAACCAUAAAUCAAAGUCUUGUUCCACAAUGGAACCAUGUCCAGGAUAAUGAUCCACAUAUGGAGUCACAUCCCUUCUUUACAAAGACCGUUGGAUAUGUACCUCUCAAACAAAUGUCGAUUCCGCCGAUCGAUUCACUGCCUCAUGCCAGUCAUGCACACAACCUGGUUGUUCCUGGCACAAUGCCCAACAAGGGCAAACGGUCUGACCACGGCACUUGUCGAUCCAGAGAGGACAGCCCAGAUGCCGAGUCAGGCAGGAAGAAACAAAAGGUCCUCAAGUGUUUGUCGAAAGCCAUCAUCUCUGACACUGAGGACAAGGACAGGCAGCCGACUGGUACCAUUGUAGUUAUGCGUUCCAGGAUCCCUGAAUCUUCUGGUGCAGCACCGACAACAUCAAAGGGCAUGACAAAAAACAUGAAGCAGCCAGAUGCUGAACCAAAGAUCAGCCAACCCCAGCCACGUGGCAAAGGAAAGGAGAAGGCCGUGGACAUUGCCGAGCCCAUCAGAGGGCACCAGCUACUGAAGUCCAAUGCUGAGGAGUACACUCCACCAUGCAAGAGAUGCAUCAGGGAGUCUUGUCUUGUUGUGGUCAGCAGGAAGGGGCAAGCUAUUAAGUCCUGUGUGAAGUGCCACUUCAUGAAGGUCCGGUGUAACCGACCCAUGUUGGUCGAUACCAGGGGUCCUGCAACAACUCAAAAGGCCCCAAAGUCGCGUCCUCAGUCAAAGGCUGCACCGGCCUCCAAGUCCAAGGCUCAGUCCAGGACCACCAAAACAACCUCACACAUUCGUCCACCAACUCCUAUCCUGGAAUCCGAGGAUGCUAUUGAGGAUACCGAGGUGUCUGUCACCGGUCACAAUGAUGCCGAGAUGGAUCAUGAUACGGACACCGAGCGGCAUACUGACAUUGCUAUGGAGAUGUCAGUUGAGCCCGAUGAUCCUAUUAUUGUUGACCAGCCUGGAGCCAUGGCAUCUGCGGAUGACUUCCCCGCCGACCAUUGGCUGGAGAACACUGACAUGCCUAUUCCCAUUCCCAUUCCCCCACCAACUCCUGCAGCCGACCUCAUUUCCCUUCCUUCAGCACCUUCAUCACUGACCAUCCUUGAACACGUGCUAGCACUCACCACUCAGGUCACAGCCAUGCAAAUGGCCAAUGAGAAUGCUCUUGCCAGGGUCAAUGCAAUGGAACAGGAGUUUGACACCUGGAUCUCCUCCAUGCAUGCCGAGCUUUCCUCCAUGCAACUUGAUGUUGGCGCCACAGUCACAUUGGUGAAUGGACUUGUCGGCCUGGUGGAGAAGCUUUGGCAGGAGCAGGUCCUUGCAAAUCCAUCAUUCCUGCCACCGAUGAUAAGUCAUGGCAAUGAUACCUCAGCCACCACAUUCAGCACGAGGUACUUAAAUGGUGUGUUCAGCCCUUCAGUUGCUCCCAUCCCCAUUUCUGUUGGUGUCGGUCAAACAUUGGUGUCCUGCCCUUCUGGUCGUCCUGACAUGCAGGGCAGCGUGUUCACAUCUGGAUUGGCAUCCUUGGCAUUAGCACACGCCGGUCCUUCAUAA